Messenger RNA from Heterotrigona itama, 1624 nucleotides. Lineage: Eukaryota; Metazoa; Arthropoda; Insecta; Hymenoptera; Apidae. The record is from the annotation of a GenBank genome assembly.
AUGGCUGCUACAAGAGUUGGACAAAUUCUGUUCAAUAAAGGAUUGCAAAUUGGUCGGAAAUCACAAUAUUUCACGUCAAAUGUGAAAUAUUAUUGUUGUGAGUACAGUAUUAAUAAGAAAAAGGAAUAGACUUAUUGAUAUAAAUUGUAGUACAUGCUUAUAUAAAUCCCUAGGAUUAUUAUAAUUUUAUUAUUAUUAUAAUUUUAGUUUAUGAAACAUUGGUUUAACGUUAUUCAAGUAUCAAGUUGGUCAAUUAUAUAUAGGACCAUUGUAAGCAAUGGAAAAUAACGUCGAUGGAAUAUAGUCGGCUAUAAUAAAGAUUUCAAAUUCCAUGUGCUGCUAUAUUAGGUAUAUAAAUAAAUUCUUAAGGUCAAUGUUAGAUGUCGUUAAUGACGUUCAACAAUCUUUUUUUUUUAAAUUAAGAGUAAUGUAUUAUAGUAAUUUAUAUUAUUUUAAAUUACAUUUUAUACGAAGUUUAAAAAAUGACCAACUAUAGAUUCACUAUUAAAAUGAAAAGUCAUCAUUAAAAUGUUCACAUGAAUGAGAUCACAUUUUGGACACUCAUCUCAAUGACCUUGAAAUAUACUGUCAAUGUCAGUGUCAACAUCUUAAAUAAUUUCAUGUACAUACUAGAUAUAUAAAGGAAGUUUAAUUAAACAGAAUAUUUUAAUGUAAUCUUUUAAUUGUAGGUCAGGUACAACAGAAUUAUGAGUUCAUCAAGGUAGAAACUACUGGUGAAAAAAAGAAUGUUGGUCUGAUUACAUUGAACAGACCAAAAGCUUUGAAUGCUCUUUGUAACAAAUUGAUGACUGAAUUAAACGAUGCUGUGGCAAAAUUUGAUACGGACGACAGUGUCAGUGCCAUAAUCCUGACUGGCAGCGAAAAAGCAUUUGCAGCUGGAGCUGAUAUCAAAGAAAUGCAAAAUAAUAGCUAUUCGCAAACUAUUAGAGGGAAUUUCCUUGCCCAUUGGGAUGCCAUUACACGAGUUUCGAAACCAGUGAUUGCCGCGGUAAAUGGAUAUGCUUUAGGCGGAGGCUGUGAAUUAGCAAUGAUGUGCGAUAUCAUCUAUGCCGGAGAUAAGGCAAGAUUUGGCCAACCAGAAAUAAUCAUUGGUACCAUACCUGGAGCAGGUGGUACUCAAAGAUUAACUAGAGUUAUUGGCAAGAGUAAAGCGAUGGAAAUGGUACUAACAGGAAGUCAAAUCACUGCUGAAGAGGCAGAGAAGAGCGGUUUGGUUAGCAAAGUCUUCCCAGCAGACAAGCUUGUUGCUGAAGCAGUCAAAUUGGGUGAGCUGAUUGGUUCUCAUUCUCAAUUAAUUGUUGCCAUGGCAAAGGAAUCUGUUAAUACUGGUAAUCAUUAAAAUUAUGUAGCCGUCAUUUUUAUCAUUCAUUUAUUCAAAUAUUCGUUUCUUUUCUCCCUAGCAUAUGAAACUACCUUGAAGGAAGGACUCCACUUUGAAAAGAGAAUGUUCCAUGGGACAUUUGCAACAGUAAGAUUUAUUUUUUGUAAGUAUGUCAAUUUAAAAUGUAUAUUUAAUUGUAUAUAAUUAAAAUUUCAGGCUGACAGAAAGGAAGGAAUGACUGCGUUUAUUGAGAAAAGACCACCCAAGUUUAACAAUCAAUAA